This is a messenger RNA of Olea europaea var. sylvestris, 588 nucleotides long. RefSeq names its product ATP-dependent DNA helicase PIF1-like. The transcript is spliced from 3 exons. The record is from RefSeq and is a predicted model, not a curated record. Lineage: Eukaryota; Viridiplantae; Streptophyta; Magnoliopsida; Lamiales; Oleaceae. The coding region runs from base 1 to 588 and encodes 195 amino acids.
AUGUUAGUUAAAGAAAUUUCAAGAGAGAUAUUUACGUAUUUUAGUUUUGACGAAGUAAUUGAUAAAAUAGAAGGAUUUAUUCAUGAUGACUUUUUGAAAAGUCUAACUCCAAAUGGCAUCCCUUCACAUGAACUUGUACUAAAAAGAAAUCGUCCUAUUAUGUUGCUUAGAAACAUUAAUCUUUCAGAAGGUUUGUGUAAUGGGACCAGAUUUAUUUAUCGAGAAUUUAAACGAAAUGUUAUUUUAAUCGAAACUGGAAUAUGUGAAUAUCGUGGAAAGCAAGUAUUUUUACCUAAAAUUCCAUUUAUUCCACUUGAAGGAAGUAAGCAUUUAGUACUAUUUAAGAAAACUCAAUUUUCCAUUCGUCCUUAUUUUGCAAUGACCAUUAACAAAGUUCAAGGUCAAACUUUAGAUUUCGUUGGACUAUAUUUGCCUGAACCUGUCUUCUCACAUGGUCAGUUAUAUGUCGCUUUAUCUAGAGCAAGAACAAGAGAAAACAUAAAAGUUAUAAUAAACUUAAAAGAGGAUAUUUUCUCUGCUAAUUCAUCUUUUGUCAAGAAGAAUAACAUUGAGCUAUACAAGGUCUAA